Molecule: messenger RNA, 1696 nt
Organism: Vanessa atalanta (red admiral)
Lineage: Eukaryota; Metazoa; Arthropoda; Insecta; Lepidoptera; Nymphalidae
Exons: 2
Coding region: 132-584 (150 amino acids)
Source: RefSeq, a predicted model, not a curated record
CGCCGCCCUUCCUGAUUCAAUCAUUCCCUUCGUACGCUCCGUGUGUGCAUGUCGCUUGCUAUCACGCAACCUUGUAAAUACGUAGUCGUAGUUCGUCGGAUUAAGUUUAUCAUAGUCAUAAUUAAUUAAAAAUGUGUCUCGCUAAGGAAGAUUCACCAUCGCCGCAAAAGGAGGUUCAGUCACCUCGUUCCCCUUGGAUGAAGCUCUUAAAUCGUCAGAGCUCAAAACCAAGACUUCCACGAAAAGUGACAAGCUCCACGCGAGUGAAUCUAAACAAGUGCUGGUCGAAGCUUGGAGAGUUGAUCUCUAACUCUUCACCUCGCACUGACCUGCCAUCGCAUAAGACUGUCUAUCCCGAAGAACCCGUUUUAGUGCCGUUCUCCGAAUACUUCUAUCCCGUGGACCCGGUCAAACCGGUUCCGGUCGAAGACAACGAAAACGCCGAAAAUCAGAAUAUCCUCAACUCUAGCCGGUUUGAACUAAUCUCCGAAGAAGAGAUCAGUGACAACAUGGCCAAUGAAGUCCGGGAAAUCUGCUAUUCGGCGACCAAAACGAGCUGCUUUGUAUGUAAGCUUUGCUACUAACUCGUGCGUCUGCAAAAUCACUUUCGUCUUCCAGUAAUUUUUCAAGCAGUUUUAAUUUUGGUACUAAUGCAGUGAAAACAAAAUCGUGUCUUCCAAUAUUAGAUUUAGUGAGUGCUUUGACAGCACAUCCAUGUCUUCCAUUAGUCUUAGUGACGCGUAAUUCUUGUACAUCUUCACUCAAGUUGAUAUUGUGAUUUCAGUUUAUGUGAUUCUAGAUAUAAGCCAUAGAUAUAUUCGAGUUGAUAUUUAACAGAAAAAGAUGUACUAGAAUUUCACGUAAAUUAGUGUUUGAUAUUGUGACCAUAUAAAUUGUCCGUCAUGUUUUGGUAGACAGCUUUAAUGUCAACUGCACUGUAAUUAUCAAUGCACCGAUUUCCACCUAACUUCUUAACUUUGCUCCUUGAAGUUCAUAUUUUCAAUUAUGAUAUAUCUAUCGAAUGUCUUCCAUUAGUUUGUAAGGAUUUCGCCUGUGAUAUGAAAAGUACAUGAAUUGAAGCUUUAAUUAGAAUAGGAAAAAUAUAGAUUAUAUAAAACUAUUAGAGAGUUCGGAACACUAAGUUCAAUCGAAAUAAAUUGUAUUUAAACUGGAUUCGACAUCUUCCAUUGUAAUUUGGAUUCAUGUUUUAAUACCAAAUAUUGCAUCAAAUGUAUUCCUUCGAUUGACUUUAGUGUUAUCACCUAUUGUAGAAGAUAAAAUAUAUGAAUCACAAGAGCUUUAAUAGAAUUAAGUUAGUUAAGGAGAAACAUUAUAAUUUUCUAUACUUAUCUUUCUUUUCGCUUGUUUAUUGUCUUCGAUGUUUUCAAACGUGUAUUCGUGCAAAAGUGGGCCGAACGUGCCAAUCUUAAUCUAAGAUCUUCCGUAGUAGUAACUAUUACUUUAAGGCUUGGUAAGUUAACUGUAAGUUUAGGCUUUAAUUUUUAUUUUGUCUUAUUCUUUAGAAAAUUUUGUCGAUUUUUCCCUCGUAUCAAUUACUAAGUUAAGUUUAUCUUUUUAUUAUUCUUACUUCUAUUCUUGUAGUUUAGUUUAAGAUUAGUAUAUAAACCAUUUUGUAGACUGAUUGUUAAGUAACUUCAUGACUUUCGUUUGAUCUCCGAAUCUUAAUAAAGAUACU